AAAAUGAGGUCACCACUCUGUGUUAUCGUGUAAUCGAAACCCUCGUCCUCACUUCAUCACAGCCUAAUCGUGGAAAGCAGCAGAAGGAAGAAGACAUUGCAACAGAUCUUUUUCCAGAAGGAUCAGUAAAUCGUUUCUAUGAAUUCCUAUCCUUUUGCGCGAAAUUUCAGUGAGCUGCCAAUUUGUUUUUGAAUUUUGAUUAUUUAUGGUGGUGUCAGUUAUGGCACUGCACGACUGAGAUGCAUGUCAUGAAGUGAAUCCAAAUUGGAAAUGUUGUGUGAUGGCGGCGGUUGAUUUGUGUUUUGUUGAUUUCGAGUAUUGGGGAGGUUGAUUGGACAUAAACCUUGGAACGGGAUAGCAGAGCAGUAUGGCUCAGCAGCAAUCGUCACGGCUCAAUCGCCUGCUAACUUUGUUGGACACGGGGUCAACCCAAGCAACAAGGUUAACAGCAGCCAAACAGAUUGGGGAAAUAGCCAAAUCACAUCCUCAGGACUUGAAUUCUUUGUUAAGUAAGGUUUCACAAUAUCUACGAAGCAAAAAGUGGGACACCAGGGUUGCUGCUGCUCAUGCCAUUGGGGCAAUUGCAGAGAAUGUAAAGCAUACAUCUCUGACUGAUUUAUGUGAUUCUGUUGAGAAGAAAAUGAUAGAAUCUGGGGUUUCUGGUUCUGUUGAAGAUUUAGUAGCAUGGGAUAAAUGUAAUCCUAAACUUGCAGGAAGCACUUCAUUUGGAAGCUUUGAUUUAAACAAAGUACUGGAAUUCGGUGCUCUAUUGGCAUCUGGGGGACAGGAGUAUGAUCUUCCAGCUGACAACAGCAAGAACCCAAAGGAGAGAUUGGCUCGACAGAAACAAAAUCUACGACGCCGAUUGGGGCUAGAUGUGUGUGAGCAGUUCAUGGAUGUCAAUGAAAUGAUAAGAGAUGAGGACCUGGUGAUGCAGAGAGUUAAUUCCCCAGUUACUAGUGUUUCUUCUCAUUAUUAUUCACCAAGGCCCCAAGGUAAUAUAAGGCACUUUGUUGCAAACAUGGUACCAAGUGCCAAAUCUCGGCGGCCAAGUGCCAGGGAACUAAAUCUAUUAAAGAGAAAGGCAAAAGUUAGUUCAAAAGACCAGACAAAAGGGUGGUCCAAGGAUGGAGAACCAGAUGCUCCCCAACCACAAGAUAUGACUUCACCGAGGGGCAUCCAAUCUGAUGCAUCGGGCUCUAAUAAGAUGCAUCUGGAUACUGUGUCUGAUGAAGAUGGUCUAGAGAGUGAUGCAGAUGGGUGUUGGCCCUUUCAAUGUUUUGUUGAACAACUCAUGGUUGAUAUGUUUGAUCCUUUAUGGGAGAUUCGUCAUGGCAGUGUAAUGGCAUUAAGAGAGAUAUUAACCCAUCAAGGUGCAAAUGCUGGAGCUAUUAUGCCUGAUCGCAGCGGUGAUGUUGGAUUAGGUUCUAUUUUAAAAGACAGGGUUGUUGAAAAGCAGGAAAGUGUAAUUGAUUUGAAUAUACAAGUUCCACUUGAUGAAUCUGAGCCAGCUUUUAAGAAGCCUAAGAUUGAAGAUGCAUCACCUCUUGUGAUGGAUACAAUUCCUUCUGCCAGCAUGGUUGGUAACAUUGACAAUAUUCAAGUGAAAGUCGAAGAUGUUGGAUUGAAUUUGCCAGUAAGGCAGGAAAAUGGUGAAGUUAAUGUUGGCUCUGUGAAGAUGGAGAUUCAGUCUAAUUCCAAUAGUGAAAGUUCUUUCAAUAAUUAUAUGGUGGAGGCAAAGAGCUCCUGUGAGGACAAUAUUUCCUUAGAAAAGAUGGAUCUACCAAGAAAUCUUCCAGAAAAUUGUGAGCUGAUGAACUUGGUUAAAUUGGCUAGGCAUUCUUGGCUUAAAAAUUCUGAAUUUCUUCAAGACUGUGCAAUUCGUUUCUUGUGUAUAUUGUCACUGGACCGUUUUGGGGACUAUGUUUCUGAUCAAGUUGUUGCACCUGUUCGAGAAACAUGUGCUCAAGCAUUAGGUGCUGUGCUUAAGUACAUGCAUCCUACUUUAGUGUACGAGACACUAAGUAUCUUGCUGCAAAUGCAGCAUAGACCGGAGUGGGAGAUUCGUCAUGGUAGCCUCUUGGGGAUCAAGUAUCUAGUUGCCGUGCGUAAGGAAAUGCUUCAUGAUUUGCUUUGCUAUGUUCUCCCAGCAUGUAAAAGUGGGCUUGAGGAUGCUGACGAUGAUGUUCGAGCAGUGUCUGCAGAUGCUCUAAUACCAACUGCAGCUGAUAUUGUUUCAUUAAAAAGUGAAAUAUUGCAUUCUAUUGUUAUGCUGCUCUGGGAUAUUUUACUUGACCUAGAUGAUUUAAGCCCAUCUACUAGCAGUGUAAUGAAUUUAUUGGCGGAAAUUUAUUCUCAAGAGCGGAUGAUUCCAAAUGGCUAUGGGAACCUGCCAUCAUUGGAGAAACAAGAUCUCAAUCUGAAUGAAGUUGUUUAUCAAAAUGACAUUGGAGAAGGGUUAAGUUCUUUAGAGAAUCCCCAUAUGCUGUCAACUCUGGCACCAAGAUUGUGGCCAUUUAUGAGACAUAGUAUCACAUCUGUCCGUUAUGCAGCCAUCCGCACUUUGGAGCGUUUGCUAGAAGCUGGGCGCAAGAGGAGCUUAUGUGAAGCUUCUGGCUCUUUCUGGCCUUCAUUUAUUCUGGGUGAUACCCUCCGGAUUGUUUUUCAGAACUUACUGCUUGAAUCGAAUGAAGAGAUUUUGCAGUGCUCGGGUAGAGUUUGGAGGCUUCUUCUCCAGUGCCCAGUGAAUGACUUGACGGAUGCUGCAAAGGCAUAUUUUUCUUUUUGGAUAGAAUUAUCAACUACUCCUUAUGGUUCACCUCUGGAUACUACAAAAAUGUUUUGGCCAGUGGCCCUUCCUCGUAAAAGUCACUUUAAAGCAGCUGCGAAGAUGAGAGCUGUGAAGCCUGAAGGUGACCCCUACAAAAACAUUUGCUUUGGUUCAGCCGAAGGUACUAGUUUACAGGAGAAAAAUGGGGACACUUCCACCCACAUUGGAAAGAUAAUUGUUGGUGGUGAUGUGGACAUAUCAGUUACCCAAACACGUGUUGUUACUGCCACGGCAUUGGGUGUUUUAGCUUCUAAGUUGGAUGAUUCUUCUCUUCAGUAUGUUGUUGACCCGUUAUGGAAUGCACUUGCCUCUUUCUCUGGCGUUCAAAGACAGGUAUCUUCAAUGCUGUUAGUUUCAUGGUUCAAAGAGUUGAAAUUCAAGGACAUAUCAAAGUCCGAGGGAGUUAUUACCUGCAUUUCAAGUAAUUUUGGGGAAAGGUUGUUAGAUUUGUUAGCUUGCACAAACCCUGCAUUUCCAUCAAAAGAUUCAGCUCUUCCAUAUGCUGAACUUUCUAGGACAUAUGAGAAAAUGCGCAAUGAGGCUCGUCAGCUGUACCAUGGUACCGAGGCAUCUGGAAUGUUUAAAGAUAUAUUGUCAUCCUCUAUGCUUGACCUGGAAAGUUUGAGUGCAGAUGAUGCAGUGAAUUUUGCAUCUAAACUUUCCUUCUUAAAUAAUAUUACCACUGGGGAAGAGUCUGCAGGACGGAGUAUUUUUGAUGAAUUAGAGUCGCUGAAACAAAGAGUUCUGACAACUGCUGGAUAUUUGAAGUGUGUUCAGAAUAAUUUGCAUGUUACUGUCUCAGCUUUGCUAGCCGCUGCUGUUGUUUGGAUGUCUAACCUUCCGGCUAAACUCAACCCAAUUAUUUUACCUUUAAUGGCAUCUAUCAAAAGAGAACAGGAGGAAAUACUACAAAGUAAGGCAGCUGAAGCUCUGGCAGAGCUCAUCUAUUGUUGUAUGGGCCGUAAACCUGGACCUAAUGAUAAGUUAAUCAAGAAUCUUUGUAGUUUGACAUGCAUGGAUCCUUGUGAGACCCCUCAAGCUGGAGUUCUGAAUUCUAUUGAAAAAAUUGAAGAGCAAGGUCUUCUGUCCUUCAGAAGCAGUAAUAACAGGCAGAAAUCAAAAGUUCAUAUGCUCUCCCCUGGUGAUGAUCGAUCAAAGGUUGAGGGCUUCAUUAGCAGACGAGGAGCUGAGCUUGCUUUGAAAUGUUUAUGUGAGAAAUUUGGUGGUUCGUUGUUUGACAAACUUCCUAAACUUUGGGAUUGCCUGGUAGAAGUCUUAAAGCCUGGAAAUGUUGAGCGUUUGAACCCAGAAGAUGAGAAACUUAUAUCUGAAGCUAUAGAUUCUGUAACUGAUCCUCAAAUUUUGAUAAAUAAUAUUCAGGUGGUCCGUUCCAUUGCUCCUUUAUUGGAUGAGACAUUGAGAUCGAAACUUCUCACACUCCUUCCAUGUAUCUUUAGAUGUGUUUGCCAUCCUCAUGUGGCUGUGAGAUUAGCUGCAUCUAGAUGUAUCACAACGUUGGCCAAAUCUAUGGCAGUGAAUGUGAUGAGUGCAGUAGUUGAAAAUGUCGUCCCUAUGUUAGGAGAUAUGACCUCAGUUCAUUCUAGACAAGGGGCUGGCAUGCUUGUCAACUUGCUAGUUCAGGGACUUGGUGUGGAGCUGGUUCCUUAUGCUCCUCUUUUAGUAGUUCCUCUUUUGAGAUGCAUGAGUGAUUCUGAUCAUUCUGUGAGACAGAGUGUAACACAUAGUUUUGCCACACUUGUACCUUUGCUUCCAUUAGCACGUGGUGUUUCUCCCCCUGCUGGCCUCAGUGACCGUUUAUCCAGGAAUCAAGAAGAUGUAAAAUUUUUGGAGCAACUGGUUGACAACUCACACAUUGAUGAUUACAAGCUCUCAACUGAACUAAAAGUGACUCUUCGAAGGUAUCAACAGGAAGGUAUUAACUGGUUAGCAUUUUUGAAGAGAUUUAAUCUCCAUGGCAUCUUAUGUGAUGACAUGGGGCUUGGCAAGACCCUUCAGUCAUCAGCCAUUGUGGCAUCUGAUAUUGCAGAGCAUGUUGCUGCAAAUACUGCUGAGAAUCUCCCACCAUCUCUUAUAAUAUGUCCAUCGACUCUUGUUGGUCACUGGGAAUAUGAGAUAGAGAAGUUUAUUGAUGCUUCUCUAGUAACUACCCUCCAAUAUGUUGGUUCUGCUCAAGAGCGCACAUCUCUCCGGUCUCAGUUUAAUAGAUAUAGUGUUAUUGUUACAUCAUAUGAUGUUGUCCGCAAAGAUGUUGACUCUCUUAGACAAGUCUUUUGGAACUACUGUAUUCUAGAUGAGGGACAUAUCAUAAAGAAUGCAAAGUCAAAAGUCACUCUUGCUGUGAAACAAUUGAAGGCACAACACCGUCUCAUAUUGAGUGGUACUCCAAUCCAGAACAAUGUACUGGAUUUGUGGUCUCUUUUUGACUUCCUCAUGCCAGGAUUCCUGGGAACAGAGAGACAAUUCCAUGCUUCCUAUGGAAAGCCACUGAUAGCUGCCAGGGACCCCAAAUGUUCAGCCAAGGAUGCUGAAGCAGGAGCACUUGCAAUGGAAGCAUUGCAUAAGCAGGUGAUGCCUUUCCUUCUUCGGCGAACAAAGGAAGAAGUUUUAUCCGAUUUGCCAGAGAAGAUUAUCCAAGACAGAUACUGUGACUUGAGUCCUGUUCAGCUAAAACUUUAUGAACAGUUUUCUGGUUCAGAUGUUAAGCAAGAAAUCUCCAGCAUGGUGAAGGUCAAUGAAUCUGAUACUGGACAAGGAAGUGAAGCACCCAAAGCAUCUACUCAUGUUUUCCAGGCACUCCAGUAUUUGUUAAAACUUUGUAGUCAUCCUCUUUUAGUGCUUGGCGAAAAAAUUUCAGAAUCUGUCUCAUCAGUUCUAUCAGCGUUUCUUCCUAAUGGCUCCAAUAUUGUCUCCGAACUCCAUAAACCUCAUCACUCUCCUAAACUGGUUGCCCUCCAGGAGAUUCUUGAAGAGUGUGGAAUUGGAAUUGAUGCUUCAGGUUCAGACAGCCCUGUUAAUGUUGGGCAGCAUAGAGUAUUGAUAUUUGCACAGCAUAAAGCGUUUCUGGACAUCAUUGAGAAGGAUUUGUUUCAUUCUCAGAUGAAGAAUGUCACAUAUUUGCGGUUGGAUGGAUCGGUUGAACCAGACAAACGCUUUGAAAUUGUGAAAGCCUUUAAUUCUGACCCUACAAUUGAUGUCUUACUCCUUACAACACAUGUUGGUGGGCUUGGUUUGAACCUGACAUCGGCUGAUACUCUUGUAUUUAUGGAGCAUGACUGGAAUCCAAUGCGUGAUCAUCAGGCAAUGGACAGAGCUCAUAGGUUGGGCCAGAAAAAAGUGGUCCAUGUCCAUCGUCUCAUAAUGCGAGGGACCUUGGAAGAGAAAGUAAUGAGCCUCCAGAGGUUCAAAGUGUCUGUUGCUAAUGCUGUGAUUAAUUCAGAGAAUGCUAGUUUGAAGACCAUGAAUACAGACCAGCUGCUUGAUCUCUUUACACCAGCAGAUGGCAAAAAGGCUCCGAAUGUAUCCCAGAGUAGUGAUGACAAAUUUGAAGGGGACCCAAAAUUGACACGUGGUGGGAAGGGAUUAAAAGCCAUUCUUGGAGGAUUGGAAGAACUUUGGGAUCAAUCACAGUACAGUGAAGAGUAUAACCUGAGCCACUUUUUAGCCAAGCUAAAUGGUUGAAUCCGACUAGCCCCGCUCUGCGUAUAUGUUUUUUAUUGGCAGUAUGCGAGAGCCAACAAAGGUACACUACUGUCUUCUAUGGCUAAUUUGGAGAUAAGCACUGAUUUUUAUCUUCAUUCAUGCCUUGUACAAAGUGUAUAUUCCUGGAGUCGUGGCCAAAAAUUUUGAAGAUUAGUGCUAGUAGUUUGUUUCUUUAAAUUUUUUUCCUUCUCGACAUGCAAUCAAUCAAUCAAAUUUUGAGGCUGCUAACUUAGACAUGUCCAUGAUUUGGAGAGCACUUUGUGGUUUAGUUGGAGCAGGCAGACACAUAGGGGAGGGAAUUUUUGUAAAUUUUUUGAAUUCUAUCUUGUAUAUACAUUGAGGAGUUUAAUUUUAUUUGUUUCAAAAAAGAAGGGGGAAAAAAAAACAAAAUUGUCUUGAUAUGAAGCUUGCUGAAAUGAUUUGUUUUUGUUGCCUUGUAUCUUCCGAAUUCUAGUUGAAUUUAUGCUUUGUUACACUUUCAAA
Ipomoea triloba (trilobed morning glory) is the source of this 7033-nucleotide messenger RNA. Its product is annotated as TATA-binding protein-associated factor BTAF1. Lineage: Eukaryota; Viridiplantae; Streptophyta; Magnoliopsida; Solanales; Convolvulaceae. The record is from RefSeq and is a predicted model, not a curated record. The coding region runs from base 368 to 6529 and encodes 2053 amino acids. Gene Ontology annotation, molecular function: DNA binding; ATP binding; ATP hydrolysis activity. The transcript is spliced from 30 exons.